AGUCGCUCCCUGUCGCAGCCGGAGACUUCUCUGCUUCCCCCUUCCUACCCUCUCUGCACGGCGGUCGCUCGGGCUGUCCGGGGAAGGGGCGGCCACGAGAGAACGGGACUGACUUCCAUAAAGUUUCCCGAAGCAUCUGCUACCCGCAAGGCCCCAGGUGGGGGACCCGCGCGGCUCCCCGCCCCUCUCCAAAGCCCGGGGGACCGUUGCAGGUGGAGCGGCGCGGCGCUGAGGGGAGCCGGGCUCGGCGCGGCCGUUGCCCUGGCGAGGGGCGCCUCAGUCCUGCCUGCUCCGGUUCCAGCUCCUUCGGCUGCUGCGCCCGGCGGUUCGUCCUGUCAACUGCCUGCGCCCGCGCGCCGCCAGCUCGCCGGCCCGGAGCGCGGAGGGCUGCCGUGAGCCGCCGCCACCGCCACAGCCGCCACCGCAGCCGCGGCCCGAGGACGUGGUGAGCUGUGGCGCUUCCGCGUCGGCGCCGCCGGGGACUCUUUGGGAGCGCGCCGGGGCCGAAGCCCGCUCGGCUUCACGCGCUGCGCCGGGGCUGCGCCAGCCAAGCCGCAAUGAAGAGCUUCUCACAGUGAAAGGAAAAUAGGUCGCACCCGUUAAAAAUGCCUUUGAGGGACAAAUACUGUCAAACGGACCACCAUCAUCACGGAUGCUGCGAACCAGUUUAUAUCCUGGAGCCUGGAGAUCCUCCCUUGUUACAGCAACCAGUGCAGACAUCCAAAUCUGGUAUUCAGCAAAUAAUUGAGUGCUUUCGAUCAGGAACCAAACAACUUAAACAUAUUUUAUUAAAAGAUGUGGACACUAUUUUUGAAUGUAAAUUAUGCCGUAGUCUCUUUAGAGGAUUACCAAAUUUAAUUACCCAUAAAAAAUUUUACUGCCCACCAAGUCUCCAAAUGGAUGACAAUCUUCCUGAUGUAAAUGAUAAACAAAGCCAAGCCAUAAGUGAUCUCCUAGAAGCCAUAUAUCCAAGAGUGGACAAGAGAGAAUAUAUUAUUAAGCUAGAACCCAUAGAAACCAACCAAAAUGCAGUGUUUCAAUAUAUUUCAAGGACUGAUAACCCUGCUGAAGUGACCGAGUCAAGCAGUACACCUGAACAAACUGAAGUUCAAAUACAGGAGACAAGCUCAGAACAGCUGAAAGCAGUCCCCGACGCAGAUACAGAGGUGGAGGAGGCCAUAGAGCCUCCUUCUAUAGAGACUGUUGUAGAUGAAGCUGCAGCUCCCACUGAGGAGCAACCUCAGGAAUCACAGGCUGACUUGGAGACGUCUGACAGUUCUGACCUUGGUCACCAGUUGAUAUGUUGUCUUUGUAGAAAAGAAUUCAAUUCUAGACGAGGUGUUCGUCGUCACAUUCGAAAAGUACACAAAAAAAAGAUGGAAGAACUAAAAAAAUACAUUGAAACACGGAAGACUCCAAACCAGUCUUCAAAAGGACGCAGUAAGAGUGUUCUAGUUUCAUUAAGUAGGAGCUGUCCAGUUUGUUGUAAAUCAUUUGCUACAAAAGCGAAUGUAAGGAGGCAUUUUGAUGAAGUUCACAGAGGACUAAGGAGGGAUUCAAUUACUCCUGAUAUAGCGACAAAGCCUGGGCAGCCUUUGUUCCUGGAUUCUGCUUCUCCUAAAAAAUCUUUUAAGACUCGCAAACAAAAGUCUUCAAAGGCUGAAUACAAUUUAACUGCAUGCAAAUGCCUCCUUUGCAAGAGGAAAUACAGUUCACAAAUAAUGCUUAAGAGACAUAUGCAAAUUGUCCACAAGAUAACUCUUUCUGGAGCAAACUCUAAAAGAGAGAAAGGCCCUAAUAAUACUGCCAACAGUUCAGAAGUAAAAGUUGAGCUAGCAGAUUCUGUAGAGUCUUCACCCCCUUCCAUUACCCAUUCUCCACAGAAUGAACUCAAGGGAACAAAUCAUUCAAAUGAAAAAAAGAACACACCAGCAACACAGAAAAACAAAGUUAAACAGGACUCUGAAAGCCCUAAAUCAGCUAGCCCUUCGGCUGCAGGUGGCCAGCAAAAAACCAGGAAACCAAAACUUUCAGCUGGCUUUGACUUUAAGCAACUUUACUGUAAACUCUGUAAACGCCAGUUUACUUCCAAGCAGAACUUGACUAAACACAUUGAGUUGCACACAGAUGGAAAUAACAUUUAUGUUAAGUUCUACAAGUGUCCUCUCUGCACUUACGAAACCCGUCGGAAACGUGAUGUGAUAAGACAUAUAACUGUGGUUCAUAAAAAGUCAUCUCGUUACCUUGGGAAAAUCACAGCCAGUUUAGAGAUCAGAGCUAUAAAAAAGCCUAUUGAUUUUGUUCUAAACAAAGUGGCAAAAAGAGGCCCUUCAAGGGAGGAAGCAAAACAUAAUGACUCAAAACAGGAUGGCACUUCCAAUUCUCCAAGUAAAAAGUAUGAAGUAGCCGACGUCGGUAUUGAAGUGAAAGUCACAAAAAACUUUUCUCUUCACAGAUGCAAUAAAUGUGGAAAGGCAUUUGCCAAAAAGACUUACCUUGAACAUCAUAAGAAAACUCAUAAGGCAAAUGCUACCAAUUCACCUGAAGGAAACAAAACCAAAGGCCGAAGUACAAGAUCUAAGGCUCUUGUCUGCCUGGCGAAGCCGUCGCCCCGCAGCGCCGCCAUCCUGCGUCCGCCCGCGGGCGCCGUCACCACGCGCCAGGCCGCCUCCAGCUGCCGCGCCAAGCUCCGCGGCGCCGCCAGGGAGCGCCAGCACGCGGCGCGCGCCCUCGGCAGGUCAGCCGCCCCGUGACGCCGCCGCGCGCUCCCGCGGCCGCGCGCACCGCCGUACCUCGGGCGCCCAGGUCGUCUGCAUCCACGGCCGCCUCGGCGUCGUCGUCGCUGGUCGGAGCGCCUCAGCUCGCCCCCCGCUGCUGCCGCAGCCUGCUCUGCCACGCGGGACGCCGGGCCACUCCUUGCUCCGUGCGAUGCGUUUCUUCAGCCCGCCUGCAAAAUCCCCGGCUUCUUUAAAAACCUCACCGCACAUGAUUCCGUUUCCCUAUUUCUUGUAACUACUCUCUGUUCCCUUUCAGAUUCUUUCCAUUAUUAGUUCUUCAAAGCCAGCAUCGUUUUCUUCAUUAAGCUCUCAUCAAGCUCCACCUCCCACUCCCAUCUGCCAGAAGAUUCUAAUGGUCCAAAUUCAUGAUACAACCCAGAGUUGUAUCAUGCACAUCUAUAAUUGAACUCAAGCGUCAGGCUUUCCCCUUCCUGUAACUUUAUCGCCAAUAGCCAUUGCUCCCUGUGGAAUUAGUCCUUGUUUCCAAGGACUCGUCAUCCUAAACUCACCAUCCUUAGAAACGGGAUCCUCUCUAGAAUAUUGUCGCCGGUGACCACAGGACCGUGCCUUUCCAUAGCUGCUCCGGGAAGGCUUGUUGGCUUAGCCCCUCUUUUUUUCCCAGGCCCUCUGUCCCAGGCUAUACAUGGAUGUCUUACUUCUCUUGGGCUAUUCCCAGUGACUGGUCACAGUUAAAGUCGUGAUGGCCCAAUCAUGUGACAUUCAUGGUCCCUCAGUGAGCUAUUGGGGACCCUUCAACUCCUGGCCACAGCUUCCUUAGAACUCCCGGCUUCAGUCUGUAUCCCCUCUAGCCUUUCCUAGGUAUGUCAGACCUGCGUUAUGGCUUCUUCAAGAUCUCUGCUCUCCUCUUGCUUUCUUUUGUCUUUCUCAGGUGUCCCCUCAACACAACUGCUGCACAGUGACCUUUGUCUUGGUGUCUGCUGCUAGGAUCUGAACUGACACAUCAGACAUUCCAGUCUCUGACCACCACCUUCCUAUCCUGAGUUGUUUGCUGACCUCAUUUUUCUACUGUUGAGUAGGCCAUGUCUUGGCUCUAUUUCCUUGACUAGCCCAGAUUCUACAGUCUAUUAUCGUAAUCAUGCCUCGAAAUGCAAAUUCUCUCAGCACUCUCAAACCUCAGUUUCUUCGAAAUUAUUUUUCUAGCAAAAAAAUAUCCAACCCUGGGUAUAGGUAACUUCUGUCUUGCUCUAGCCAGACUGUAACAACGGAUUUCGUUUAAGAAGAAAUCAUGAAACCAACCAACCUGUUCAAUUUCCAAGACAUUAUUGCAAAUCCUAAAUUGGUGUUUUUUCCUAUGGUCGUCUCAGUCCUUCACUUUUAGACCUACUGUUUCUUUGCAUGAAUCUCCCCAGAAUGUGCCGUUUGUUUUGAUAUUUCCCUGAGAACUAAGAGUUAUAGACAGAGCUCCUCAGCUCCCUACUACAGUGCGUGGAACUGAUCUAUUUUGUGACUGUGAAGGGAGCCCCUUCUUCUCUCAGUGCCCUGAGUCUCACUCCCUCUUGCUUUUUGAAAAACUUCAGGUUCUCUUCUUUCUCUCUUCUGUACCAUCAUUCUCCCCACCUCUUAAUUAUCAGUUGCAGUAAAGGGUGUCACCAUUCAGCAACAAUUUGGGGGUCAUCUUUGCUACUUUUAUGACUAGUUCCUUACAAAGCAACCCAUCUUAAUCGAUCAGUUUUAUUGCUCAAAUAUGCCUUUUUGUUUUUUGUUUUUGUUUUUGUUUUUGUUUGUUUUGAGAAAGGAGCUCUCGUACACAUAGUGCUGAUUCGCCUGGAACUCACUAUGUAACAGGUUAGCUUUGAAUUUGUAACAAUGUCUUUGCUUCUGCCUCCUAAACCCUGGAUUACAGGUGUGUACAAUCAUGCCUGACUUAAAAUUGACUUUAAUUUGUCUCCUUCCAAACUCAGUGCUAUGACCAACAUAUUUUCUCAUGCCUGGUCUCUCGGGUACCACUUUUGACAUACUUUAGUACCUUUUUGAUAACCUGGUAAUAGUGACCUUUCUCAUCCAUUAAAUCAAAUCAUCUAUUGCUUGUAGAAUAAAAUUGAACCCCCUUACCAUGGCUCACAAAACCAUGCACCAUCUGACCCUUUUCUAGUUCUUGAACAGCCUCUGGACCCUUCUCUCACUGUUUACCAUGCGUGCCCAUGUAACAUGCCAAGCAAGUUUUUUUUUUCUGUACCUCAGGGGGUUAGUAAAUGCUACUAUUUCUAAGCUGCUUUUCAUGGCCACCCUCUCUCCUCCAUUACAAUUUAUCCUGUAGAUGGGUGCAGAGUUUUGAGAGAGGCCUCCCUGGAGUACCAUGUUGAAGUAGUCAUGACCUCCCAACCAUUUCCUCUCCCAGUUCUUUAUUUGUAAUCUUAUUUAUUUGUUGACUCUGACUUAUCUCCACUUCCCCAUUCCAGAAUGUAUGAAGGAAGAAAUAGUGUGUGGAUGUCUGGAUUCUUCAACACUGCAUUCUCUGUCCAUAGCCGAUUUGGUGCAUAUUAGGUGCACAAUCAAUGUCUUGAAAGAAUACAUGAAUACAUAUGCAAAUUUCUCUGUUGGGGAUUCACUUUCUAUUGAUGUAGUAAAAGUUGUUUAUAUAUUAAAACCACUAAUCAUUUGUUUAUUCUGUUUGUUGCAGACAUUUCUUCCCCAAUUUGUGCCAGUUUAAUUCUUAAUGUCUAUGAUGUACAGAAAUACUGUAUUUUCACAACAAUAAAUACCCUUUAUGAAUCCUGCACCCGGUGAUAUGUUUAAAAAAUCUCCAUGUCAGUGUUACAUGCAUGUUUGUUUCCUUUCAUUUUAAUUUUUUAGAUUUAAAUAUUUUCUCUAAAUGGAAUUUAUUUUUGGUAUAGAUGUAUAAGGGCCUAAGUAUUUAUUUAGUCGUUACAUCAUCAUUUAUUGAAAGUUCUCUCUUUUUUCUACUGUUUUGAAUAUUUCACAUUUAUCAGAUAUUAAAUUUCUUAUACCUAGAGCGGUUUCUGGAUUUGUUACUUCUUUGUUGUUCCUGAUGCUGUUAUUUUAACUAUUGUCCUGCCGUUGGUUGCUAUGCUGUGUGUUUACAAUGAAAUAAUAUUACUCUUAUUUUUUAAAAAAUUAUUUUUGUGUUUUGGCUGUUUUUGCAUCUAUUCUCCUCAAUAAGCUUUAGUUAUAUUUUGGUAAAGUCCAAAAGAAAGUCUCUUGUUGUUUUGUUUAGGAUUGCUUUAAGAUUAUGAUUAUUUGAAAAAUAGUUGUGAAGAUUUGUACUCUUUACAACUAUUGAGGAACUUGUCACAUGUCAAGGUCACCGAAGACACCUUGUAUGUCCUUCAGGUCUUCUGUUUUUAAUGUGGCACAAACUUAUUGGUUAUAUUUUACCUUCUGUUGCUGUUUGACUGUGAUCAGUUUUUCAUUUUUAAGAGCUUUUAUAAAAGCUGUUCCUUGUAGGGUCACUUGAUUUUUUUUUUUUGAUAACUUUUCAUAUCGCUCACUAAUCUUUACUGAUUCAUUUCUACAUAGCCAGUCAUUUUAAAGAAAAUAUAUGAUCAUUUCUUGUUUUUUUGGCUGUGCUUACACCUCAUCAAAUAUGUGAUGGUAAUAGCUUUGCUCUUAUUCCUGACGUUUUAGGAAUGCCUCCAUCAGUAUUUUAUCAGAUUUUAAUAUUAACUACUGAACUAAAAUACAGGCCUUCAGGCAAAGGACAUGGCUUUCUGGUUCAAGUAUACCAAACAUUAUUUUAGAAGUUCAUGUUGAAUAAUAUUAAUCAUUCUAGACAACUAGAGAUUAUCAUAGAGUUUUAUUUUGUUGUCUGUCACCACAAUGUCUAAUGUCACAAAAAAUAAUUAUUAUUAAACGAUUUCCUAAUUCCAGGCUCUUUCUGCAUAAGAUACAGUCUGUAAUCAUGGUGAACUUUCCCUUCAUUUUAAAGUACAUGAGUACAUUUUCCCCCAUUUAUAUAUAUGAGUACAGUGCCACUGUCUUCAGAACCCCAGAAGAGGACAUCCGAUCCCAUUAGAGAGGGUCAUGUGUCACCAUGUGGUCGCUGGGAAACAAACAGCAUUUUAAAGUAUAAUAAUGUCAAAUUAAACGCCUAUAUUUUAAGUGGGGUUAUUACACUUAUAUUCAUAAAAAAGACUAGAUUGUAGUCUCAUAUUUUUGUAUUCUCUCUUAGAUUCAGAAGUGGGGAUCUCUCUUGUUUUUAUGAUAUAAAGUAGCACUGUAGGAGCUGUCUGGUCCUUGAUGGCUGGGAGAACCCCCCCCCACACACACACACACACACAACACUGUUUAUAAGGUAAAAGGUAAUUCUCUGAAAUUUUUGAAAAGUUCUAUGGUUUUGUCCUAUACAGGCAACCAUACUUCUUGAAUAGCAACUUUAAAAUUAUAUUUUUAAAAGAAAGUCAUGCAUUUUCAUAGAAUUUAAAGCUGUUAGAUUUCUGCAUAUAUUUAUCUUAAAAUUAAAAAUAUUUUUCUCUGCAUCUGUGAUUGUAGUGUUUUCUUAUUUCUGAACUUUUUAGUGCUUAGUUAUAUUUUUUAUUUUAUUAGUCUUGCCAGUCUCUUUAAGGAAUCAACACUUAAAUACUUUAUUAUCUCUAGUUUUUCUGUUUAUAUCAAUAUAAUUAUUUAUCUCUAGUUCCUUCCUCAUCUUUAAUGCUUAGUUGUUUUACAAAUGUUUCUUUGUAAUUGAUGUCUUAGAUAAUUUUAAAAUUUCUUAUUUAAUAAUAGGACAUAAGACUAUAAGCUUAAAUCUGGGCACAGCUUUGUUAUGUAGCCUCUUACUGUUACAGUAGCUGUCUCUAUUUCAUUUUUAACUGGUGUAAUUUACAAUAGUGUUUUGAGUUUUUUCCCUGUUAAUCCUUCUUUCUUUAAUAAAAAGUAAGUUUAUUAAUAUUUACGUUGCUAUUUUUAAUAAAGAGCUAAUUUUAUUUGUAAGAAGUAA
Messenger RNA from Mus musculus (house mouse), 7695 nucleotides. RefSeq names its product zinc finger protein 800 (gene Zfp800). Bases 606 to 2753 code for a protein of 715 amino acids. NCBI's taxonomy places the organism in Eukaryota, Metazoa, Chordata, Mammalia, Rodentia, Muridae. The transcript is spliced from 6 exons. The record is from RefSeq and is marked validated. Gene Ontology annotation, molecular function: DNA-binding transcription repressor activity, RNA polymerase II-specific. Gene Ontology annotation, cellular component: nucleolus; chromosome; chromatin. Gene Ontology annotation, biological process: negative regulation of transcription by RNA polymerase II; negative regulation of enteroendocrine cell differentiation.